Copidosoma floridanum is the source of this 3544-nucleotide messenger RNA. RefSeq names its product circadian locomoter output cycles kaput protein Clock (gene Clk). Gene Ontology annotation, biological process: regulation of transcription by RNA polymerase II; circadian regulation of gene expression. NCBI's taxonomy places the organism in Eukaryota, Metazoa, Arthropoda, Insecta, Hymenoptera, Encyrtidae. Gene Ontology annotation, molecular function: RNA polymerase II cis-regulatory region sequence-specific DNA binding; DNA-binding transcription factor activity, RNA polymerase II-specific; protein dimerization activity. Gene Ontology annotation, cellular component: CLOCK-BMAL transcription complex; cytoplasm; nucleus. The record is from RefSeq and is a predicted model, not a curated record.
GAUCGUGCGUGGCUUUUUGGGCAAAAGGGAGAAAACAAACGAAAAACCGGUUACGCACGAGGGAGGAAUCGGUAUGCGCCGACCUGGCGCGUCAGUGCUCAGCACCGAGACGGGGCCAGCGGGUGCUGCGUCGCGCACAUCUGUGCAGUGGGUAUAACAGUCGCCGUCUCUAUCGGGUCCGCAUCCCCGGCAGCCGUCUCGCUUGCGCGUUUACACGCGCGAGCGGAGAAAGACCAGCAGCAAUGGCGAGUUACAUUGGAAGCAGGGACUCGACUCGGCAGUCCGACGAAACCAUGGACGAUGAGAACGACGAGAAAGACGACACGAAGAGGAAAUCACGGAAUCUCAGCGAAAAGAAACGAAGAGAUCAAUUCAACAUGCUGGUUAACGAGCUCGGUAACAUGGUGAGCACCAACACCAGAAAAAUGGACAAAUCGACGGUGUUGAAAUCAACGAUACUGUUUUUAAAAAAUCACAAUGAGUUGGCGGUAAAAUCGAGGGUUCACGAGAUACAAGAAGACUGGAAGCCUUCCUUUUUAUCGAACGAGGAAUUUACGCAUUUAACUCUGGAGGCGCUCGACGGCUUCAUCAUGGUUUUUUCAUCCUCGGGGCGCAUUUAUUACGCUUCCGAGAGCAUAACUUCCCUUCUGGGCUACCUUCCCAGUGAGGUGGUCAACUCUACGGUUUACGAAAUAACCUUUCAAGACGACCAGUCGCACUUGUACAACAUUUUAGCGAGUGCCAGGGAUCAAAAUAGUAUUAAGAAAGAUCAGCAAAACGUAUCGUUCACGUGCCAUAUAAAGAGGGGAGGGCUGGAUUUUAGAGAAGAGCCCAUCUACGAGCUAGUUCAAUUCGUCGGAUACUUUCGAAUGGACAGUGACACGGACUACGACAGCAUGAGUGAUAAAUUCGGCAACAGCACGACGGGGGAAUCAAAUAGAAUCGUAUUCGUAUGCACUGGUCGGCUACAAGUGCCCCAACUCAUACGAGAGAUGUCCGUGGUCGACAUCACAAAAACCGAGUUCACGUCCAGGCACAGUUUGGAAUGGAAAUUUUUGUUUCUGGACCACAGAGCACCACCAAUUAUUGGCUACUUACCAUUCGAAGUCUUGGGAACAUCUGGAUACGAUUAUUACCACACGGACGAUCUCGACAAGGUCGUUACGUGUCACGAGUCUCUUAUGAAGAAGGGCGAGGGUACCUCCUGUCACUACAGGUUCUUGACAAAAGGCCAACAAUGGAUAUGGCUGCAAACUCGAUUUUACAUAACGUACAAUCAAUGGAACUCCAAGCCAGAGUUCAUUGUCUGCACGCAUCACGUGGUCAGCUACGUCGACGUUGUCAAACAGAUGAGACGAGACUCGGACAAAUCUUUGAAUUUCAAGGCACAAAACGAAACCACGUCCACGACGAAACGAGUAAACAGCACACCAAGUCACAUUCGUGCCCCGUCGUGGUCGUCAAAGUCAUUGGAAACCACGCGGUCGGCGACGAUGCGUCCGCGUCUACGCCACGGCAAGGAGUCCGACACGUCGUCGUCGACCUGCUCCCUCAACACGAGAUCGAUCCGCUCGGCGCCGAAUUCGACUACGAGGUCCAAGACCAACAGCUUGACGAGAUCGAAAACGACGACGGCCCGCAGAGACGACAGGCCAAUUGUCAACCAGCAACUGCAGCAGCCGACUUAUCAGCAACAACAACCUCAGCAGCAACAGAUUUCGGCAAAAACGAAGGUCGAGCAGCAACAGCAGCACUGCGCCAAUUUUCUCGAAUCCACGCAGUACCAGGCUGCUCCAAUGGAAACGACUGUGGGUGGUGCUUACGCGGGACCUGCGGACACGUCGAUUAUCUCACCACUUCAGACAAACGAGAUGAUUCAACAGCAGGGGCUGGUGCUGGCACCGGUACAAAAUCAAAUUCAGGAUGAACUUCAACGCAAACACGAGGAGUUGCAGCAACUGAUUGUCCAUCAGCAGGAGGAACUGAAAAGGGUAUCGGAACAGCUGCUGAUAGCCAGAUAUGGAAUAUUUUCUCCGUUACUCAAUGUUGGCAUGGCGUACAAUGCAAAUCCGUGCCAACAGACGACCCGGUGUGCGUCGACGCCACUUCAAAAUGUGCCGGGCGUGAGUGUGUUCGAAGUGCCAAUCACAGUACCAGUCAAUAUCGUACCACCGGAAUUGUUUCCCCACUCGUUACCCGUAAAUACAGUCCUGGGUGCACCCAUGCCGCCCCAUGGCAGCGUUGUUCAGAUGAUGCCUCAACAACAACAAAUUCAGCAGCUCAACCAACCACAACAACAUGGAGAGCAGGCGAAUCAGGAUCUCAUGGACUUUCAGAUGUGCCAGCAAAACGAUCUGGUCUACGCCAACAUGGACGCGACGACGAAUCAGCAGCAGAGGCCGACACAUAAUUAGAUGAAAUAGUUGCAAGUGAACUCGUUUAUGGAACUGUGUGUUAAAAUAAUAGUACCUGUGUAGUAUGGUGUGAUAAUGAGCUUUUUCAAAGUUUCAUCGACCAAUUAGCCACUUAGUUAAUAUCACUUGUGUUGUUCGUGGAUGCCAAAAAUUUAGUUAAUUUGGGGGAAAGAAAAGCCUGAAAAACAAAGAUUAAAGAAUAUGCAAGUCUUGCAAGAAAAAAAAGUAAUUUUUCUUCACAAGUACCAGUGAAAUGAAAAAGAACGAAGGUGAGUUGCUUUAAAAUUGUAAAAGUGUCGUGUAAUAUUGUUUAAUAUUUCGAGCUUAACGAUUCCUCUGUUGGUGCUUCAGAUAAAAUUCAUAACAUAUGUAUUCCCCGAGGGAUGUCCUACUCUGUACUUACACUAUCGUGUCAAAAGCUACCUUUACCUGGUGGAAAAGUUUGUAAAGACAUAUCUAUAAUAUUUAAUAUUUAUUGCUUCAACAAUACGAGGAUUUUUAAAAUGUAUUAAAGUAUUUUUGGAAGCUUAUGUGUGUAAAAACGUAUGUAAGAAUAAUUAGACAUGUUUUAUAUUGAUAUAUAAAGAUUGGCUGAAUUAAUUGUGAUGAGAAUCAAAUGACAGUCAUGAUCGAGCAUUCCAAUAAAGUAUAACUUAUGCCAAAUUAGAAGAUAUGUUAGAAUAUGAUUAUUCUUGUAAGUCAAAUUUAUAUUAAGGAAAAAAGAGCUUAUUUAAAGUAUUCGAUACAUAUUUUCAUGACUAGAAUUCAAUUGGUACUAUUAAACAAUGAAAUUGUUAAGUAUGACUGAGUAUUGACGAAAUCCAUUUAGUAAAAUUUGUUUAUCUAAGCAUAAGUUGUAUGAUAGAAGUUUUGUCAAAAAUAUACUGUAGGGUAAACUGUAAGAAAUUACAUACAAAAAAAGUUUAUGUUUCCAUUAUAUGAAAAAACAACUAUACAUACUGUCUACAUUUAACGUAUCUGUUUCCAGCGAUAAGAUGAAACAUGCGUUAUUGCGGUAAAAUGUAAAAAUGGCUGAAACUAUGUGAGGCGCUAAGUAGCCGUUAGCUGUUUCGUUGUAGAAAUAGUUUCAGGCCAUUUUAAGCGAAAUAUGCAAGAGUUUUUUUUUUCGU